CCUCCACUGCAGAGCCCCACAGCUCUCCUGGGCGCAGCAUGCACCAGGCUGAAAGUGUUGCUGCCUUGAAAGCUCUUCACUGGUUUUUACAUGCCAAAUCCACAUGCUGCCUUGCUGCGGACCAUGGCAUCUACUCUGGAGAAGUUCAUUCAUUCUGUGGACCCCAGAACUCUUCCCAGAGUCCUCCAAAUCCAGUCAGGCAUCUAUUUCCAAGGCUCCGUCUAUGAAAUGUUUGGACAUGAAUGCUGCCUGUCAACAGGAGAAGUCAUUAAAGUUAUUGGCUUCAAAAUUAAUAAGCUUAUAGCAAGUAUCUGUGAGAAUAAUGAAGUCAGCCAGUUUUCAGCCAAAGUGGAAUUACCACUGAAUUUUCCUGGUCUUUAUAAAGUUAUGGCAGAUAAAACACCAUAUGUCAGCGUUGAAGAAAUUACAAGAAAAGUCUCUAUUGGGCCGACAAGAUUUGGCCAUCCAUGUUUCUACAGCCCUGAGGACAUAAAGUUGGCAAACCUCACUAUCAAACAUGGUGAGCACAUCACCUUCAACUCAGUGGAAGAGGUCAAUGGAACAAUGGCUGUGAACUGUGUUGUAGUCAGAAAUAACCAGUCUCAUUCCUUUACUUUGCCCCUUUCACAAGAAGGAAAAUUCUAUGAGUGUGAAGAUGACCAAAUAUACACCUUAAAAGAGAUCGCAGAAUGGAAAAUCCCUAAGUGCAGAAACAGGAUUGUCAAACUUUCCAGUACUAUACAUAUGUGGGACUUCUCUAAUCCACUUCCUGAGAAUUUUGAUGGCUGCUUGAUUCUCACACCUGUCUAUGAAGUGCAGGCAGUAAUGAAAUUUCGAAAGGACAUAGUUCAUAUCCUCUCAGAUCUAGAUGUCGAGGUCAAGGAUAUAACAGACUGUUAUGAUACUAGCUCUUUCCUUCAGCCACUGUCUUUGGAAGAUGUAUUUGAGAGAACAAGCAAGGAAUUUCCUAUGGUUGCUGAGAUAAUGGAAGGGCCUUCAGAAAGUCAAAAACCUCUUAAAUUUCUGGAUACAGGGAAUGAGAUCAUUAUCUACAAAAAGUACCAGACAACAAGAGUCCUAGCCUCAGAGAUCAGAAGUGAUUCCCCCAAAAGAUAUUUUUUAAUCCCUAUGAGCUACAAAGGAAGGUUCAAAAGAAGACCUCGGGAGUUUCCUACUGCCUAUGACUUAGAGAUAGCAAGAAGCGAAAAGGAACAACUUCAUGUCGUAGCAACUAAAGCCUUUGAUUCCCCUCAUAAAGAGCUUUUCUCUGUUUCAGUUGGAGAUCAGUUUCUAGUUCAGCAACGCCAGACUAGUGAAGUUCUGUAUGAGGGAAGAAAGAAACUUAUAGAUGUUUUAGCUUGUGAACAAAUACUAGGGGAUACAUAUAAGAAAGUUCUUCUCCCUAUGUACAUGGAAGGUAGAUUUGUGGAAGUGAUUCAUGACAAGAAACAGUACCAGCUUUCUGAGAUUUGCAGAGAAUUUCGUUUGCCUUUUAACGUCAAAGUGUCUGUGAGAGACCUUUCCAUUGAAGAAGAUGUCGUGGCUGCCAUGCCUGGUCUGCAGUUUGAAGAAGAAAUCACAGACUCUUAUUUGCUGAUCAGUAGUGCCAGAAGUCCAGUGGAGAGCUGGGAGAUUCCUGUAUGUCGUUUAAACAUGUCCGUCCAUUUGCUCAGCAAAGAUGUCCAGACAGUUGUGCCUCCUGUGACUAAGACAAAAGUGGAAGAGAUCAGUGAAGAGCAAUACUAUAUGGUGCGAAGAUAUGAAAACCAAACCCUUCGUUCACCACCGAGGCCUCCUAAAAAGCCAACGCUUUCACCAAAACCUGGUUUUGCAGUACCUAAGCAAGGUGUGACUGAUGUACUACAAGCUCCAAAGAAUUUCUGUGUUGACACCACCAAGAAAUUGUGCUUGAAUCAAGCUGCUGAUGUUUCAGGAUUACAAGUUAGUUGUCAAAAUGAUUUGGUGCAUCAUGACAAUAAGAAGGACAUUACUGGAAAUGCUACAUCAGUGGAAACCAGUGUGAUUAAAGGUCUAACAAAACAGGCACUUGGCAAUUGUGAGGCAGAAGAGGAUGAGGAAGAACAGCACAGCUACAAUUAUGUUGAUGAAAACAUAAUUGAAAACAUAAGUAAAGUAUUUCAAGACUCCACCAUUAGAAAUAAGCAUGCAGUCUCUGAAGGCAGAAGAGACAUCUGAAGUAAAAUAAUUCUGAAAUUAACUGGAAACAAAUAGGAAGCUGUGUCCUUCACACAUUAAGAUCGUCCUCAACUGUAAGAAAAAGCUGCUCAUGAAAGUGUCCUUCUUGUCUCAUGAAGAGCAUACAAGGCUGUAAUUUAACUAUAAUAUCCCCUGAGAAACUAAACUGCCUACUUGUCCUAAAUAAGAAGUCAAACCAGAUAAUGUCUUGUGACCUUUUGAAGGGACAAAGUUCCUCUGUACAUAUUUAUUCAUGAAUUCAGAUAAUGAUGCCAAGUCCAAUCUUUCGUUCUUAUUGUACCUGAAAUUCCAGUGGAUUUUCUGAACAACCGCAGGGCAUAUGCAAAAUGAACACCCCUUACUGAAACAGCUACUUGCUUGUUUCCUUUGUUUUUUGGAGAAGGGAACAGUAGAAAGGGGAAUGAAGGUUGUCUAAGGUGAAUGUCUAUUUCUUUGGCAAGUCUCAUAUGCUUCAGUUUAAGGCUCAGAAUUGGAAACAGACAAAUUCUGCCACUCUUUCAGAUAAUGAGCAAUGCUUUACUGCACAGGUAGUACUGUUACCCAACAAGUAAUUCACUCUGUAAAGCAAAGCCACUCCUACCGGGGGGAAGUGUUUUACUCAGAAGGGCUACAAAUGCCAUCUCCAUAAACCCUUGCACAGCUUAAAUUAUCUAGAAUCACACUAGAUCCGUUUGUUUUGCUGGUAUGUACAGUAAUUUGCUGAAAAUGCAGCUAGGAAGGAAGGACAGAAUCUGGAGCUGAAAGAGUAGUAUUUGUGCUAAUAUUAGAGCUGCUGUAUUCCUAUCUGGGGUCACUAUGUGCAGCCUCAUGAGCUGCACAGGUAGAGUAUGCUCAACAUCUUUGUAUGGCACACGACUUAGGCCUCAUAUUCUGGCAGAGCCAGUCUGAUACCCAUCAUUUGCAGCAUAUAAAAACAAGAUCUGGGCAGCACAUGCAUAGUGAGUGCUGUGUUUCUAGAAUUGUUAGAUCUAGGGCAAGUACAUAUCCCUCUGGCAAUACUUUGACUCAGAGGAAACUAUUGAGAACAGAUGUGUAAAUACACAGCUGAUGUGCCAAAAGUUUCCAGACUCAACAGCAGCUUGAUCAGACUAGCAUACCCAGAAACCUCAGACAGAGGAGGGAAAGUAUUUAGAAAGCCUAGACACACCACAUUUUUAGUCCUACUGAGGAGUUAAAAAGCAAAUGCUCACAAAAAUGCCUUAAAAUACUUUAAAGUCAUUUCAAGCAGACAGUACAGUAUCUUCAGAUUUGCCUAUUAAAAUUCUACUGAAUAAUUUUCACUAAUUAAUUUAGAAUUUCUCAAUAUUGUCUCAAAUUAAUUUAUUCAAGAUAAAUGUUCAUCCUCAUUAAAAUCAGUUACAAGUUAAGUAUUAUAAAUAUCACACGGAGUGCUUUGAUUCCAUGCAUAUGUAGCAUACAGUGUUUUGCAUAUCAGUAGUUAAUAUGGAGGCUUGCAGGUGUGUACAAAACUUGUAGCUGACACAUCACUUGUGGCUAUUUGAAAUGCAUUUGAGCUUUUUUCACUAAAAUCUGUAUUUCUCUUUAUAGCAGCUGAAAACAGCCCUGUUUGUUAAGCCAGCAAAUGCAGUCUGGUAUUUGAAUAAAACAAAUUUGUUGUAUAUUUUACUGA
This is a messenger RNA of Pezoporus occidentalis (night parrot), 3847 nucleotides long. It is a transcript of the gene THEMIS, whose product is annotated as thymocyte selection associated. Gene Ontology annotation, biological process: T cell receptor signaling pathway. Lineage: Eukaryota; Metazoa; Chordata; Aves; Psittaciformes; Psittacidae. The transcript is spliced from 7 exons. Gene Ontology annotation, cellular component: nucleus; cytoplasm. The coding region runs from base 91 to 2196 and encodes 701 amino acids. The record is from RefSeq and is a predicted model, not a curated record.